AUGUCUGAACUUCACAGCAAAAGAAGACGUCUUUCUGAGAGCGGCAGUUUUCAGGCAAAAGAAUCCGAGACCAUGGAUUCACCACAAGAUGCCACGAUAGCGCCGGCUACAGAAGCGGCUGCUGCCCCGGCGAAAACGCAGAUGAGAAGAGAGCUUUUCGUGCGCUCGCUGCCGGCCUCAGCGACGACCGAAAGCCUGACCGAGUUUUUCUCGCAAUCGUACGUACUCCGCCAUGCCACUGUCGUGGUUGAUCCGACGACCAAACAGUCCAAGGGCUAUGGUUUCGUGACAUUUGCCGACGUGGAAGAUGCCCAGCGCGCCCUGGAGGAAUUGAACGGAGCCAAUUUUGGAGGGAAAAAAAUCAGGGUAGAAGUCGCACAGCCGCGAAAGCGUGAGAUUGGCGAAAGCGAUGGCAAAUCCGUGCCUUCUGCAGAAGCGACCAAACGCAAAGAAGACCGUGCGCGUGAACGAGAAGAAAACCAACCCCCCAGGCUGAUUGUGCGAAAUCUUCCGUGGUCUAUCAGUGAACCAGAUCAAUUAGCAGCUCUCUUCCGCAGUUUUGGCAAGGUCAAGCAUAUAGUCAUCCCAAAGAAAGGUACGGAACUGGCGGGCUUCGGCUUUGUUGUGUUGCGAGGCAAGAAAAAUGCGGAAAAGGCACUCAACGCUAUAAACGGGAAGGAGGUCGAUGGAAGGACUCUGGCGGUCGAUUGGGCAGUUGAUAAAAGCGUGUGGGAAAAAGCUGCCGAGAAGGAAGCUGAAGCUGAAGCUGACGCUGACGCUGACGCUGGCGCUGAUGUCGAUGUGAUGGAUGUUGAUGUCGAGGACGCACCCGGCGAGGCUGACGCUGUCGACGACGACGAAUCUAUUGAGGCGGGCUCAGAUGAGGCUGACGAGGAGGAAGAAAUUGACAACGAAGAUGAAGAUGAAGACGAAGAACCUCAACAAGGAGAUGUGGAAGACGAACGGAAUGCUUGCACUAUUUUUAUUCGCAACUUGCCAUUCACCACCUCAGAUGAAACACUCUACGAACACUUCAAACAAUUCGGCCCUGUUCGAUACGCUCGAAUUGUCAUGGAUAUGGAGACCGAGCGUCCUAGGGGAACGGGCUUUGUGUGUUUCUGGAACCUCGAGGAUACAAUUGCAUGCGUCCAGGGCGCCCCGACGCAGACCCAAACUGAGGAGGACCAGAACUCCAAAAAGACAGCCACCAACGCUAAACAUUCUGUUCUACAAAAUGACAUGCUUGAUCCUACUGGGAAAUACAGCAUAGAAGAUCGAGUAUUGAACGUGUCCCGGGCUGUUUCUAAAACCCAGGCCAACAAGUUGAGAGAUGAAGGGGUCUCGCGGCGCUCUGCACAAGACCAGGACAAGCGACGCCUCUUCCUCUUGAAUGAGGGCACCAUUGCUUCCAACUCCCCGCUGUACCAAAAGCUGGCACCAUCCGAGGUCAAAAUGCGAGAAGACAGCCUGAAGCAACGCCAGAAUCUGAUCAAGACCAACCCUACCCUGCACCUGAGUCUCACCCGUCUAUCAAUCCGCAAUGUGCCCCGAUCUGUAACGUCGAAGGACCUCAAGGCACUCGCGCGAGAAGCCGUUGUUGGAUUUGCCACGGAUGUCAAAGAAGGCCGUCGUCACCCGCUGUCGUACGACGAACUACAGCGUGAAUCCGAGGAGACCAAAGAAGAAGACAAGCGCCGACGAGAAAAGGGCAAAGGUAUUGUAAAGCAAACCAAGGUUGUCUUUGAGGGACGCGAUGGCGGCAAGAUUGACGAGAAGACCGGCGCGGGCCGGAGUCGCGGCUACGGGUUUAUCGAGUACUUUAACCAUCGCCAUGCGCUGAUGGGACUGCGGUGGCUUAACGGACAUGUCGUGCACGCCAAGGCCAUUGAUGGCGAGGCCGAGGUGGAGAAGAAGAAGAGGCUCGUUGUUGAAUUUGCCAUUGAGAACGCCCAGGUGGUGCAGCGGCGGAGGGAGUUCCAGGAGAAGGCGCGCAACAAGCAACCCGACGACAACGAAGAGUCUGAUGAUGAAAACAAAAGAGGACUCAAACGGAAAAGAUCCGAUAGUCGAGGCGACAGAGAAGGAGGCCGCGGCGGUAGGGGAGCUAGUCGUGGCAGAGGAGAAGGCAGAGGAGGUAGAGGAGGCAGAGGAGACGUCAGAGGAGGUAGAGGUGAUGGGGGUGAUAGAGGAGAAGGUAGAGGCAGAGGUGGCAGGGGAGACAGCAGGGGAGGCAGAGGAGGUAGAGGGGAUAGAGGAGGUAGAGGAGAAGGCAGAGAAGGCAGAGCACGGCCAGCAAAGGCCCCCAGGACCGACGACAAGAACGAGGGCGACGACGAGCAAAACAAGCUUGCCAAAAGAAACAGAAUCAUUGCGCGAAAACGUCAGAUAAGGAGAAAGCGCAACAAGGCUUGA
Talaromyces rugulosus is the source of this 2412-nucleotide messenger RNA. RefSeq lists its product as uncharacterized. The transcript has a single exon. The record is from RefSeq and is a predicted model, not a curated record. Lineage: Eukaryota; Fungi; Ascomycota; Eurotiomycetes; Eurotiales; Trichocomaceae. Bases 1 to 2412 code for a protein of 803 amino acids. Gene Ontology annotation, molecular function: RNA binding.